GAGCACACUCAGCAAUAUCAGAGCAGUCAUGUCUGACAGAAAGGCAGUGAUAAAAAAUGCGGACAUGUCCGAGGAGAUGCAGCAGGAUGCUGUUGAGUGUGCUACACAGGCUCUAGAGAAAUACAACAUCGAGAAGGACAUUGCUGCCUACAUCAAAAAGGAGUUUGACAAAAAAUACAACCCCACCUGGCACUGCAUUGUGGGAAGAAACUUCGGGAGCUACGUGACCCACGAGACCAAGCACUUCAUCUAUUUCUACCUGGGCCAAGUUGCCAUUCUGCUGUUCAAAUCUGGCUGAGACCAAGCUUUAUCAUCACCUGACCAUUUAUUACUGACUGACUACAGUAAGGCUGAGCAUUCCUGUUCUGGGACCUGCCUUCUCUUGGCUGCUUCUUUUUUUGUUCCUCUUUUUGUUUUAAAAUAAUGUCUACAUAUGGGGACAAAACAGAUUAAGGAACAUGUAUUUAUUUGUUUUCUAAACACAUUUGUCAUUUCAGUGUUUUUGUUUGUAAUUAAAACAAAAUGACUUUGCCCACAUGGAUGGAUGUAAGGACAGUAAUUUUUUUGGUCAACAACAGGCUUGAAAAUGAUACAUAAAAUGUCUAAUAAAUGGAAUUUGGAAGUGGAAUUGUUUGUGGCAAGCAUCAAUGCACAGGUUAUUAAACACGUUUAUUACAUACAUGUUGAUAGUUAUUAACCUACAGUGUGUUUAACAUGUGACUUUUAGUUUGCUGCUAUUUAGCUUUGGGUCUUUGUAUGGUGUUCAGUCUAUCACAAUCUUGACUUUUUCUCCUUUCACUUCAGUGAUGUUAAUUCAAAAAUGUCAUGUAUCAAAUAUUGGCUUUCACAACCAUAUCUAUACUGGUCCCUGUACAUUGCCACUUAACUUUAGUUUUAAAUUUGCAUUUAAAUGGUAUUUGAGUACUGUGCAAUAGGUUUUACAAUGUUAUAGCAAUACACUGCAACCUGUAAAAUUAAAUAUUUCAAGAUUACUGUUCUAAGUUCUGCUUGACUGACUUGAUGUAAGAAGCAAGACCUUGGCUAAAUGUUUAUCCCAACAUGCACGAUUAAAGAUACUGAGGACAGAGUUUUCAA
Messenger RNA from Clarias gariepinus (North African catfish), 1095 nucleotides. It is a transcript of the gene dynll1, whose product is annotated as dynein, light chain, LC8-type 1. The coding region runs from base 29 to 298 and encodes 89 amino acids. Gene Ontology annotation, molecular function: dynein light intermediate chain binding; dynein intermediate chain binding. The record is from RefSeq and is a predicted model, not a curated record. Gene Ontology annotation, cellular component: cytoplasmic dynein complex. The transcript has 3 exons. Gene Ontology annotation, biological process: cilium assembly; microtubule-based process. Lineage: Eukaryota; Metazoa; Chordata; Actinopteri; Siluriformes; Clariidae.